CGAUUACUCUAGUAGAGUGAUGUCUGAGCUUGAGUCUUCCAGAGCUAAGGUUAAACUACUGAAAAGGAAGUUGAAAUCUGAUGGAGAGCAAGCAAAGGAGAAGAUUUCUGCAAUGCAUCAAAUAAUCAGCAAGCUUCAGGCUAAAGAGGCGAACAACCAAAGCAAUGUGGAAUUGGAGAGGCAGGUGAAGAGGUUGAAUGAAUUGGAAGUUGAGGUUGAAACUCUCAAAAUCGUUAAUUCGAGGUUGUUAGAGGAGAAUUCGGAGUUGAUGAAGAAAAUGGAAGCUGCACAAAUGCUUGCAUCUUCUGUUGAGGUUCCAAAGGCAGAUCUUAUGGAGGAUGUGAAUCAGUUAAGAGAAGUGAAUGAGAAACUGAUGAAUGACAUUGAUCAACUAAAAACAGAUCGUUGUGCCGAUGUUGAGCAGCUAGUGUAUCUUAGAUGGGUCAAUGCUUGUCUCCGGUACGAGCUCAGGAACUUUCAGCCACCGCCCGGGAAAAGCAGCAGCAAGAGAUUUAAGCAAGAACUUGAGCCCAAAGUCUGAAGCAAAGGCCAAACAGCUCAUACUAGAAUACGCAAAAUCCAACGGUGAUGAGAAGAACAUCGGUCUUGUAGACUUCGAUUCAGAGUAUUCGUAUCCCUCAUCUCAAGUCUCAACAGCAGAUUCUGAAGAUAAUUCAUUCGAUAUCUCCUCGACGACCACGACAAACAGCCAGGGAACAAAGAAAUCAAAGUUUUUAGUCAAGCUGAAGAAGCUAGUGCUGGGGAAAAACAUCCAUACUACACCACCGAUAAGCCAUUCGAACUCUGAGAGAAGAAUGUCAGUAUCCAGCUCGACUGAUGACAUGAUUGGCCGGGACUCAUAUGAUAGCUUCUCUUCAUGCAUGACCGAAGAGCACGGGACUGCUACCGAACUAAUCUUAACGCGAAGCGAUGAACAAGGACAAAGUAAGGCAACAAGUAGAACAUCAAUGGACAUGCAAGAAUUUGGAAAACAGAGAUUGGAAGUAAAAGAGGUGAAAGGAGAACAAUGCAGGAGUUAUGUGAGCGGAGAGGUUGAGCAUGAGAGGAUGAUCAGUUUUUGUCGAAAUAGUUUGCUCGGAGACGAAGAAAAGAACUUCCCUGAGAAGGCUGAGCUUAAGAGAUUUGCGGAUGUUUUGAGAGGAUCUCAUAAGAUGUCAAAAAUUAUAAGGAAAA
Messenger RNA from Dioscorea cayenensis subsp. rotundata (Guinea yam), 1194 nucleotides. RefSeq names its product protein CHUP1, chloroplastic-like. Lineage: Eukaryota; Viridiplantae; Streptophyta; Magnoliopsida; Dioscoreales; Dioscoreaceae. The record is from RefSeq and is a predicted model, not a curated record. Gene Ontology annotation, biological process: chloroplast organization. The transcript has 2 exons. Bases 20 to 541 code for a protein of 173 amino acids. Gene Ontology annotation, cellular component: chloroplast outer membrane.